CGAGGGCCCCGUGGCAUGGGAGAGCCCUAUCGGCAGAGGAGGAGGAGCAGUUCUGUGAGCCAUGGGUCAGCCCCCAGCAGGACUCCAGGGUGUGGGAGCCUCCGGAAAGUCACUGCCGAGGCGGCGAUGUCCUGAAUGGGUCCGGGGAGCAGCAGCGCCAGUUAUGGGCCAGCAUCCUCCAGUGUGCCGUGGCAUGGGAGAGACCCGAGAGCAUUGGCCGAGCAGAUGGCAGGGCCAGGAGCAGUUCUGAGGAGCAGCAUCCGGAUGAAGGGGCUGAGACCCUGCAGCCCUACAGGGUGUUACUCCGGGGAUCAGAAGAGGGAGCUGUCCUGAGCCCUGAGCAGCAAGGAACUGCCCUGAGCUCGUGUGGGCCUCAGAGACCAGAGAUUGAGCUGGGGGCCACGCGGGGGUGUGACUGGUGCUCUAGCAACUCCCCAAAUAUGUGGUCAGAGCCUGAGACUGGAGAGGGGCCGAGCCCGUGCCUGGUGUGUGCCCCGAGAGCCAAUGGGAUGGCCGCUCCCGGUGUGCAGGAGAGCAGCGUUCCCAAGAAGGAGAAACCCCACAAGUGCCCGGAGUGCGGGAAAGGCUUCCGGAGGAAGUGGGAUCUCACCAAGCACCAGAGAACCCACUCGGGGGAGCGCCCCUACCCCUGCACGGACUGCAGCAAGAGCUUCAGCCACGUCUCCAACCUCAUCAAGCACCAGCGCAUCCACACCGGGGAGCGGCCCUUCGUCUGCAACAUCUGCGGGCGCAGCUUCACCCUGAAGCAGGUACUGGUCCGCCACCAGCGCAUCCACACGGGCGAGCGGCCCUUCGCUUGCACUGACUGCGACAAGAGCUUCAAGGACAAGCAGAAGCUGACCAUCCACCAGCGCAUCCACACCGGCGAGCGGCCCUACGUCUGUGCUGACUGCGGCAAGAGCUUCGGACAGAGCCAGCGGCUCAAGACGCACCGGCGCAUCCACACAGGAGAGAAGCCCUACCUCUGCAGUGACUGUGGCCGGGCCUUCAGCCAGGUCUCCAAUCUGUACACGCACUGGCGUACCCACACAGGUGAACGCCCCUACCCCUGCACCUACUGUGGCAAGAGCUUCAGCCUGAAGCACGACCUCACCAAGCACCAGCGGGUGCACACGGGAGAGCGUCCCUACCCCUGCACGGACUGUGACAAGAGCUUCAGCCAGAAGCAGGACCUCACCAAGCACCAGCGGGUGCACACGGGCGAGCGCCCUUACCCUUGCGCCCAGUGCGGCAAGAGCUUCAGCAACGUGUCCAACCUCCUUGCCCACCAACGGACCCACCUGGGGCAGCGGCUUCCAGCGGCCAGCCGGGCCCAGCCCGGCAAGGAAUGAACCACCAUCGGGGUGCUGCUGUGAGCUGGUCAGGAAAUCGGGGUGGGUGAUGGAACCUCGUCACUUGGGCCGUGACUCGUGUUCUGCUCCCCUUCCCGCUGGUGCAAAUCAGGAGCCAGUGUCAGCGGAUGUGCUAAGUGAGGGAGCUGAGCGGAGAGGGGAGCAGGGAAAGGGACUAGCCGCAGGUGCUAGGUCAAGCCACCCCAGCCAACAUGUUGUCUGGCAGCACUUCCAGGACUGAGAUCCCAUUGGUUUCAACAGCACUUACACAGGGUCUGAUUCCCCGCCCCCCGACAUCUCAAGCAAACGUAAGUUACAGUGG
Chelonoidis abingdonii (Abingdon island giant tortoise) is the source of this 1674-nucleotide messenger RNA. The record is from RefSeq and is a predicted model, not a curated record. Lineage: Eukaryota; Metazoa; Chordata; Testudines; Testudinidae.